GACCUCGUUGCGGAAAAUUAGAAGUGAGCUGUACAGUUCCUGUGUCUGUACCCUCGCUCUGUUGUUAUUUUUUGUUUAUCCUGAUCCUCGCUUUCGAUUGGGAACGACACCCCCGUGUUCUCGUGUCUAUCACUGCAACUUGCAGUUGCAGUGAUAGACACGAUUGCAAGGUCAAUGGGACCUCGUUGCGGAAAAUUAGAAGUGAGCUGUAACGUUCCUGUGUCUGUACCUCCCUCGCUCUGUUGUUAUUUUCUGUGUAUCCUCAUCAUGAGACCUCAUCAUGAGGAUACACAAAAAAUAACAACAAGGAUGAGGACCUCAUCCUCGGUUUCUACUGGGAAUGACACCCUCCCUGUGUUCUCAUGUCUAUCGCUGCAAGGACAGAAACUGAACGGAGUUUGACGCUUUCUAGACACCGUGCCCGCUUCAUUCGCCGAUUGCCCGCAUAUGCGGCCAAUAAAUGAGCAUAUAUAUAGUGCCCCAAAAGAAACCACAUUUCCUCAAAACGAUCUGACUACAUUCUUCCUUUAACAAUCUCUAAGCACAACCAAAUCUACGAUCUAAUUGACUAUACAUCACACACAAUGACUCCCAAAUCCACCUUCGCAUCUCUCCUCCUCCUCCCAGCCGCGGUCCUUGCCGUUCCUGCCGCCUUGGCCGAUCCCAAAUGCGCCCCUGGCGGUAACUUCGACCUCUCCUUCUGGAGCCUGCAGCUCCCCACCGGUUCUUCUUUCACCACAAUCAAGAGCGCCGACCUACAAGGAUGCAACGGCUACACCGAUAGCAACUUCUCGACCGACAAGUCCAGCGGAGCUAUCGUCCUCGUCGCACCCGGCAAUCCCGAUCUGACGGGCUGCACUACGAGCUCCGGUAGCGUGCACUGCCGCACCGAGCUGCGUGAGGUAGUCAGCGCAACGGGCAAGAACGCGGCGUGGUCGCCCAAGAAUACGAAUACUCUUACCGUGUCCAUGACGGUGGUGGCGGCGGAUGAUGGAAGCCACGGUACGGCGAUUGGACAGGUGUUUGCGGCGGAUGCGAGCAAGCCGCUCGCGGAGAUGUAUUACAGCCGCCAGGGCGAGAUUGUGGUCGGGGUCAAGCCGGAUGCGAACUCGGGCCAGAUCGUGACGAAGGUCGGGACCGUGGCUGUGGGGACGAAGUUUGAGUAUAAGCUUGAUUACUCAAAGGAUGUGUUGACGGUGACAAUUAAUGGGAAGGCGACGAAGCUGGACACGGGGGGUAACUGGGCUCCGACCUGCUAUUUUAAGACGGGGAAUUACAAUCAGGGUAAGUCAGCAGCUUCGUCGAAGGUGGUUAUUUCCGCGAUCAAAGUGUCGCACUCUUAAAUUUGGGAUGGGGCGACAGAAGAAGUUGGGGUGAAGAAUUAUCCUCUUAGUGUAGUGAAAUGGCAUAACUGAGAAAUGAGA
Messenger RNA from Pseudogymnoascus verrucosus, 1424 nucleotides. RefSeq lists its product as uncharacterized. The record is from RefSeq and is a predicted model, not a curated record. The transcript has a single exon. The coding region runs from base 585 to 1343 and encodes 252 amino acids. NCBI's taxonomy places the organism in Eukaryota, Fungi, Ascomycota, Leotiomycetes, Thelebolales, Thelebolaceae.